Messenger RNA from Saccostrea cuccullata (small rock oyster), 1443 nucleotides. RefSeq lists its product as uncharacterized. The transcript is spliced from 3 exons. NCBI's taxonomy places the organism in Eukaryota, Metazoa, Mollusca, Bivalvia, Ostreida, Ostreidae. Gene Ontology annotation, molecular function: oxidoreductase activity. The coding region runs from base 1 to 1443 and encodes 480 amino acids. The record is from RefSeq and is a predicted model, not a curated record.
AUGAUAACUACGGGAUAUCCAGCAAUAUCUGGUCCUAAAUCUGUUAAUGAUCGGAUUGCUGUUGUCGGAGGUGGGAUAAGUGGAGUGCAUAUGGCUUCUCUGCUAAAGGAGAAAGGUUACAAAAACAUCAAAAUAUUUGAGAUGCGAAACGAAGUUGGAGGAAAAGCAUAUUCGCGAUUGCGUAGGGGCGUGUAUAAUGAGUUUGGGACAAUCUUCUUGACUGAUAUUUACGAUCAGGUAGCCAAUAUGGUGAAGAGGUAUACGCCUCGAUCCAGGAUCAAAUCCAAAGGUCUGUCAUCCAUAAUGGUCAGAGAAUUCGAAUUUUCCACCUGGCGUGCACUUUUGGCUCAGAAUACGGGAGAAAGGACACGUGAAGCUGCACGUCGGCGGAUCCAAGAAGCCGUAGAAAGGUACGACAGAAUCCAUACCUGUUUGUUUGGAAACUAUUCUUUCGAACUCAUGCCUCGACCAACUCCAGAAGUUAUGCGACAAAUUCAAGGAACUGUACAGGAUUUUUUAGAACGGCAUGAUCUGAUGUUAUUAGCACCUUAUUUCCGUACAUAUCUAACAGCAGAUGGGUAUGGGUUUAUCAAUGAUACUGCAGCUAUAUACGGUAUGGCUUGGGUGCCACCGGCAGUUAUCCAAGGCACAUUUACACCUGAAAACGGGUUUUGGAUUUUAGAUGGAGCAUUUCAAGCCAUUGUAAUCGAGACUGCCAAACAAAAUCAAUUGAAUGUACAUCUGGAAGCUAAUGUCGAAAGGAUUAAAAGACUGCCCGGUCCUGGGGGAAUUCAAAUAACGUACUCAACCAGAGACCACCCAAGUGUUGAGACGGAACAUUUCGAUUUCUUGGUCUUAUCCCCAGCGAUGAAUUCUUUGCUAAACAUUGUGGAUUUCAACGCAAAGGAAAGACAUUUAUUUAGCAGACUGUAUAAUUCAAACUUCGUAACGACACUGAUCGAAUCUGACAAUGGCAUUCGAGGUAACGAUCCACAAGUUUAUUACAACGAUGCCGUUGAUCAAGACGACUAUCCCGUAUUCGCAUCAUUUAAUUUUUACCAUGCAAAGAACAACAUCACCGGGGAAAACCAUCGCCUUGGGAUUCGGGAAAACGGUCCUGAUAAGAACCCGCAGGAAACUCAAUUGUAUUAUCAAACUGGCUUUGCAGAUCCUUUUGCAAAGGAUGUUGAUAUUAUGAUCCAGUCCAAGUUAGUUUCACAUUUAAAAAAAUUUAGAAAAAGUAAUCCAAGAGUUUUGGAACAAACAAAAUGGGGAUAUUAUUUCCCAAGGUUUUCCGGAGAAGAUAUCGCGCGAGGAUAUAUUUGGGAUGUAUUAGAUAUGCAGGGUCAGUUCAAUACCUGGUACAUCGGUUCUUCUGUCUGCUUUGAAAGUAUGGAGAGUGUGCUAGAAUAUAAUAAUCUGUUAAUGAGUAUAUUUCAUUGA